This is a messenger RNA of Oncorhynchus tshawytscha (Chinook salmon), 6477 nucleotides long. It is a transcript of the gene itga1, whose product is annotated as integrin, alpha 1. Lineage: Eukaryota; Metazoa; Chordata; Actinopteri; Salmoniformes; Salmonidae. Gene Ontology annotation, molecular function: integrin binding. Gene Ontology annotation, biological process: cell-matrix adhesion; cell adhesion mediated by integrin; integrin-mediated signaling pathway. Bases 366 to 3932 code for a protein of 1188 amino acids. The record is from RefSeq and is a predicted model, not a curated record. Gene Ontology annotation, cellular component: external side of plasma membrane; integrin complex. The transcript is spliced from 30 exons.
UCAGGGUGAACUGAAGUCUUGGGUCCUGACUUCUUCUCCCGGUCCCGUCCACUCCACACAGUAGCCUACGCAGCAGAAGAGGAUAUGGAGCAGUGAUGUACCGGGAGACCAGGAGAAUAAUAACACUUCUUUUUAAAAACGGAAUAAAUGCCAGUAUUUAAGUGACAGUUACAGGGUUCCUCUUGCAAGUUUAAAAUACUUCAAACGCAGAUGCUAGCAUGCAGGAAAUGCCAGACUAAUUCUCAGAGUAGUUCAAUCACCCCUCACGCCUCUAGAGAGUUCUGUCUUCAGUUGAAUAUUGCGCGUCUGACGGGAAAGGCCGAAGAAUACCAGCUCCAGCCGCCGUGGAAACUGAUUAUUCCAAGAUGCUCCGGCAAAUGCAAUAUUUGAAAUUAGCGACAGCACUCGUGUUGAUACCGUGUGUGUUGUCAUUUAACGUGGAUGACAAGAAUGGGGAGACUUUCAAUGGUCCGCUGGAGGACAUGUUUGGAUACUCAGUCCAGCAGUUUGAGAACAGUGAGGGGAAGUGGGUGCUGAUUGGUUCUCCCCUGGCCGGCCAGCCAGCCAAACGGACUGGAGAUGUCUACAAAUGCCGUGUGGGUCAAGGACCAAACCCUAGAUGUAUCAAACUGGAGCUGCCUGAAAACACAACAAUUCCUAAUUUACACGAAGUCAAGGAAAACAUGACCAUGGGAACGACGUUGGUUACCAACCCUCAAGGAGGCUUUCUGGCUUGUGGUCCACAGUACGGCUACAUGUGUGGUCAGCAGACAUACAUCUCUGGGGUCUGUACCAACGUCAGCUCAACCUUCCAGGUGCUCAACUCCAUCGCCCCGGCUGUGCAAGAGUGUGCCAAAGAGCUUGACAUUGUCAUGGUUCUUGACGGCUCCAACAGUAUCUGGCCCUGGACCAGCAUCAUUGAUUUCCUGGUCAAGUUUCUGAAGAAUAUCGAAAUUGGAGCUAAACUGUCCCAGGUGGGCAUUGUGUCGUAUGGAGAGAAAGUCACUCACAAUGUCAACCUCAGCCAGUUUGAUACCACUCAAUCCCUCCUGGCCAAAGUGGCGAAACUUCCCCAGCAAACAGGUUUCAAGACUAUGACCGCCCUGGGAAUUGACACGGCAAGGAAAGAGGCCUUCACUGUGGAGCGAGGGGCGCGGCCGGGGGUCAAGAAGGUCAUGAUAAUUGUGACGGACGGAGAGUCACAUGACUUUUAUAACCUCGACAAGGUCAUCAAAGAAUGUGAGGAGGACGAUAUCGAGAGGUUCGGUAUCGCUGUGCUUGGUGAUUACAACAGGAACAACAGAAGCAUCAAGGAGGUGAAGAAAUUCAUUGAGGAGAUCCAGUCGAUCUCCAGCGAUCCUGUGGGAGAUCACUUCUUCAACGUGUCGGAUGAGUUUGCCUUGCUGAACAUCGUAGACGCCCUGGGCAGCAGGAUCUUUGCCUUGGAGGCAACGUCAGGUAACUACACCUCGUCUUUUGAGAUGGAGAUGUCCCAGGCUGGAUUUAGUGCCCACACCUCUAAAGAGGGUGUGAUGCUGGGUGCUGUGGGGGCGUAUGAGUGGAACGGGACAGUAGUGAUGCAUACCAACCAGGGUACCGUGGUUCCUCUAAACGCAGACUUUCAAGACCCCCUGGAUGAAAGGAAGGAGAGCCUGGCGGAGUACGUGGGUUAUGCCGUACAGUCAGCAUCAACCCCUAAUGGUGAAUUAUACAUCACAGGAGCACCACGGUACAACCACACAGGCAGAGUCAUCGUCUACAAACUGGAUGGGGAAAUCAUCACAGUCACACAAGUACUGAAAGGAGAGCAGAUUGGCUCCUACUUUGGCAGCGUGCUCCAGACGGUGGAUGUUGACCAGGACUCCUACACAGACAUCCUGCUGGUGGGAGCUCCUAUGUUCAUGGGCCCAGAGAGGGAGGAACAGGGACAGGUGUACGUCUACAAACUCAAUGAGAAGGGCCUAUUUGAGCACCAGACCACGCUGAAGCCAGACAACCAGACGUGUUGUACCUCGGCCCACUCCAACGGUUGCACCAUCGUCAAUACCAACGGCCCGUGUGGCGCCCGCUUCGGCACCGCCAUCGCAGAGGUCAGUGACCUAGACCUGGACGGGAACCGGGACGUGGCUAUCGGGGCGCCACUGGAGAACGACCACAAAGGGGCAGUCUACGUCUACCAUGGAGCCAAGAAGACCAUCAAGGAAAAAUAUGUGCAGCGUAUCCCAGGCCCUGGAGACGGGGUGAAGACUAAGUUCUUUGGCCAGUCGAUCCACGGAGUCAUGGAUCUGAACGGAGACGGAAUUAUAGACAUUACCAUCGGAGGGCUGGGAGGGGCUUCUCUGUUCUGGUCCAAGGAUGUUGCUGAGCUUUAUGCCAACAUGACCUUUGACCCAAACAAGAUCAACCUACAGCAGCCCUCUGAAGACUGUGUGCUGGGUGAGAGAGCCACCGUGUGUGUGAAGACCAGGGUCUGCUUUAGCUACAGUGUCAAGUCUGAGAAGGACCACACUAACUUGGGCACAGCCAUUAAGUACAACCUGACUCUGGACUCUCUGAGGGCAAAGUCGAGGGCAGCGUUUGUCAACCCUGACGAGAAGAGUGAGAGGAAGGUCCAGGUCACCGCCAACAUCAUAGAUGCUCUGUGUCUGGAACAUUCCUUUGCCAUGAAGGCUAAUCUGGACUUCAGAGACCCCAUCAUGGUCUCCCUCGAGUUUGGUCUGGCUGAGGACACAGGCCCCGUCCUGGAUGGAGACUUACCAACGUCACUCAACAAAACGAUUCCUUUGGUGGACUGUGGGAGCGAUGACAAGUGCAUAGCUGACCUAUCCCUGAAGGCUGUGCCAAGUAUACAAAGUCUUGUGAUCAAAGCCAACAAGGAAAAGUUCCAUGUGCUCAUUACCAUUAGAAACAGUCAAGACAAUGCCUACAAUACCAAAGUCAUGCUCAGCUUUACUGAAAACAUAAACUACGUCAAAGUCAAGGCCAAUGACAAAGUCUGCAGUCUGAAUAAUACCAAAGUUGAGUGUGCUGUGGGAUAUCCAUUCCUCAAAAGCAAUGUAGAGGAGGUGUUUGAGAUCCUGUUUGAAGUCAACCCUGCACACGUCUGGAAAGAGAUUCAGAUCAACGUAACUGCAACCAGUGACAGUGAGGAAUUGAAGACCACCCUCCAUGACAACUCUGUGAGAAUCUCCAUCCCUGUGAAGUACGAGGCUGGACUCAGAUUCACUGCUGACAGGCAUAUGAAGGAGGACCACAUCAUAGUGAAAGAGGGAGAGCAGUACCCCAGCAUCUUCAACCACACCAGUGUGAUAGGAGAAGAGGUCAAGAUCAUCUAUACGGUUAAAAAGGAUGUGAAUAUGGAGACUCCUCCUCUAAAGCUGAGGGUGAUGUACCCGUACCUAUCACCUAGAGAGAACAUCCUGCUAUACCUGACACAUGUCACCUCCUCACAGGAUGUGAGAUGUCACAUCAGGGACCUGAUUAACCCUUUAAAGAUCAACAACAACAACACGCACACCAUCAAUCCUAAAAAAGAGACCCUCAGUGUCUUCCUGGUGGGCUGUAAGGACCACCCGUGUAAGUCAUUUAUCUGCUCCAUCCCUCACGUCAACAACAGCCAGGUCAAUGUUACCUUCAGGGUGUGGAAGCCCACCUUUAUCAAAGCAGAGUUCUCCAGCCUUCACAUGAUUGUUAAUGCCACUCUGGAGAACCUGAACACUGAUCUCUUCGUGUUGAGUGCCACCAAUUACGCCAGAGAUGUGAAGGUCCAGGUCUCUAAAGAGGCUUUGGGAGGUAUACCACUGUGGAUCAUUAUAGUCAGUAUCCUCAUAGGACUGCUGAUUCUGGCACUGGUCAUCUUCGCUCUAUGGAAGGCUGGAUUUUUCAAGAGAAAAUCCAUAGAGGACAUGGAGAACGAGGACAUGAAGAAUUAAUCCUUCCACCACCAUACAGAUCUGUCUGUGCCCCACUGUCUUCAGGUCUGUCUUCAGGUCUGUCUUCAGGUCUGUCUUCAGGUCUGUCUUCAGGUCUGUCUUCAGGUCUGUCUUCAGGUCUGUCUUCAGGUCUGUCUUCAGGUCUGUCUUCAGGUCUGUCUUCAGGUCUGUCUUCAGGUCUGUCUUCAGGUCUGUCUUCAGGUCUGUCUUCAGGUCUGUCUUCAGGUCAGUUAGAAGAGAUACCAUAGGAAAUACCCCAUCAACCAAUUCACCUGAACACCAUCAGGUUAGAAGAAAAGCCCUAUUCAACAACCAUUCACCUGAAUGUGAUGUGGCCCAUCUACCAGCCUUAAAACCCUGGUCUGGUUCAGUGGAUACAGAGGCCUGGGGAAACAUUGAACUUGUACAGUACACUUUGUUCUUCCAUCUAUUCAUUGUGGGUACCAAGACCUGGACCUAACAGACCUAAGCUAGAAGGGAAAUCAGAAGACCGUAAGGAUAAUGGCACCCUGACCCAGACCUGAUCAUAUGCAGCCACACCAGCUUUAUAGAACAGGACAAAACGUUCUCAGGUUCACUUACAGCGUCAACAUCCCAAAGACACUAAAAACACCUCAGAUUACAGUAUGGCAUUACACCAAAGUUGUCCAAAUGUCCAAGGCACUCUGCAAUGGAUUAGAAUUCUGUGUUAUAGUUUUUGACAUUUUUUACUAAUAUACUGUAAAUCUAUACCAUGUACUGUAUUUCUUUUUGUUUGGUAUAUUUUGAUAUGUGUUAUUACCUAUAUUUUGACACAUUCAUCGUCUUCUAAGCAUAAUGUUUGCUUUUUGGAACACUGAUAUUUUCACAUGAGUGUUUUUCUAGUCUUACAAGCCAAAUCUGUAAAUUAGAUUUUUUUUUUAACAAAAGUGUUCCCUUGAAUAUUGAAGGGGUCUAUGCAAAUAUACCCUCUCCAAAUAUAUAUUCAGUAUAAAAGAAGAGUAGGAAUUUGCUAUUGACUUAAAUACAACACUAGUCUAGUUUUUGUUUAAUUUUGCUCCCACAUGGGGGCAGAGAAUUUACAGAUUGCUCCUUUACAGUAUUAGGAAAACCUUUGAUUGUCCUGUAAAUGUAAUGUAAAGCUUGUACAUAAAGUUAUGUUUGAAAUAAUUCCUAUAAUUUAAGAUCAAGUUAAGUCCAGCAUGUAUCACCAAGGCCCUAUAUAUCAGUAAUAGAGAUAAAAUAAGUAAUUUGCUCCUACAUUUCUCAGGUAUUACUUAUGAUAGUAUGUUGAUCGUAUGGUGAUAGUAUGGUGAUAGUAAGUGGAUAAUUUGAUGAUAGAAUGAUGAUAGUAUGGCGAUAGUAUGAAAUAGAUAAAACAAACAAAUGUAGUAUUUUUAAAUGAAAUACUAUUUUAAAAAUAUGUAAAUAUUGGUAAAAAUGUAAAUGUUUGAUAAAUGUGUAUUGGAACUCGAUGCAUUUUGCAUCCAUUCGCUAAGAUGUUAUUUUUUUUGAUGAUUUCUCUGAGGAAGCCUACAGUCACAUAGAGCAAUCCAAAAAGGAUCUCAGCGGAGUGUAACUUGAUUCCUGAUGUUCAAACCUGUCAGUACCACAAAACAAAGACAUGUUUGUCUCAGAGAAGGUCAAACUCUGGAAACUAGGCCAUUGAACAUUACACACAGGGGGUGAUUUGGUCUGAUGCAUAUGAACACCAGGUUAUGCCUAAAGCCCUGUAGUCUCUGGUAUGGCCGGAGCGGUAGCGACUGUCGUGAUUGUGAGUAGAAAUGUUUGAUUCAUGCAUCGUUUCCUCUUUCUCUCCGCCUACAUUCCUCUGCAUAUUUACAUAUUUUGCACAGGCAGUCCGGUGUAACCCCUGACUUUUUAUUGUAUAUAAGAGACACUCAUCAGCUCACCCAUUACUGUUGAAAGCACACGUAAUAAAUGAAUAAAUAUCUGUAGAAUGUGUAAGAUAACCUUAACACGGGGAUCCUCCAUACUGUCCCCUUCUGGAGAGCUUAUUUGUCACAGCUCAGCACUGAUAGAGUCAGCUGAUCAAGGCUUUGAAGAUUUAAUUACUGAUUAGUUCAAUUCAAAUCAAAUCAAAUCAAAUCAAAUUUUAUUUGUCACAUACACAUGGUUAGCAGAUGUUAAUGCGAGUGUAGCGAAAUGCUUGGAACCCAGAACCAAAUCUUGUGUGCUGACCAGCUACGCAACUUGACAUGUAUUAUAAUUUAUAUUCAUGUGUUAAAAGUCUGUCACAGGAUGUUGUUUGCUGUAUCAGGUGUGAUGGCACAUGUGGGACAAAACCUACUGUACUUUGACUCUCCAGGAGCAGGUUUGAGGAUGAGAGAGAGCGAGAGACCGGAGAGGGUGACUGGAGAGAGAGAGGGUUAGGGACUGCUUCAGACUGAUGUACUCCAGUCAUACACACUGCUGUGAACUGUUAGUUUAAUACACUGGUUUGUCAUACUGUAUGUACUCUGAUCAGCACAGAUUUGAAAGCAUUGCACAAGCUGUCAAGGAUCUUAUGCCAAAAAAUAAAUAAAUACAAAUGGUUUUAAAUUAA